Messenger RNA from Hypoxylon trugodes, 1509 nucleotides. Its product is annotated as HAD-like protein. Bases 131 to 1117 code for a protein of 328 amino acids. Gene Ontology annotation, molecular function: phosphatase activity. The transcript has 2 exons. NCBI's taxonomy places the organism in Eukaryota, Fungi, Ascomycota, Sordariomycetes, Xylariales, Hypoxylaceae. The record is from RefSeq and is a predicted model, not a curated record.
CAUAAGACAUCAUCGAUAGAUCUAUACUAUCAUUUACUUUGCUAUUUAUUGCAUAGACUUAGAGUCGUGUUUUUACUAGACCAUCUAUACCUCGAUUUAUUAUACAGCAUCUACAAAAUUAUCAUCCAAAAUGCCUAUCGCCUUAACGCCGCCUCCAGUACCUGAGGUCAAGAGCCUCGGCGUUGCCCAGACUCAACCAGCGAAACGAAAGAUUAUCUGCUUCUCUGACUUCGAUGGCACAAUAUUCAUGCAAGAUACCGGUCACGUCCUCUUCGACAACCACGGCUGCGGCUCGAAACGAAGAGAAAUGCUAGACGAACAAAUCAAGACCGGCGAGCGAUCGUUCCGCGACGUCUCCGAAGAAAUGUGGGGUUCUUUGAACGUACCUUUCGAGGACGGCUUUGAAGUAAUGGAGAAGUCACUCGAGAUCGACCCGGACUUCCAAAGCUUUCACAAGUUUUGCAUCAACAACAACAUUCCCUUCAAUGUUAUCUCCGCUGGCCUGAAACCUAUCUUAAGAAGAGUCCUUGAUACUUUCCUCGGCGAAGAUGAAUCAUCGCAUAUUGAUAUCGUGGCGAACGAUGCGAAUAUUUCGGCUGAUGGCUCGGAGUGGAAGCCUAUCUGGCGCCAUGACACCGAGCUUGGCCAUGAUAAGGCUCUGUCUAUCAUCGAAGCCCGCAAGGAAGCCGAACUCACAUGCGACGACGGAACAAUCCCUCUUAUCGUAUUUAUCGGCGACGGUGUUUCCGAUCUCCCCGCCGCCCGCGAAGCCGACGUACUAUUCGCGCGCCGCGGGUUGAGAUUAGAAGAGUACUGCGUCGAGCACAAGAUCCCAUACAUACCCUUCGACACCUUUGCCGACAUCCAGCGUGAGAUUGAGCGCAUCCGCGAGGAAGACGAGAAGAAGACCGGUGGCAAGGGUGUGCCCGUUCGCUUCAACCCCCGCGCAAACCUCUGGCGUCGUGUCUCGAGCAAGACUGCGGUGCCACGAUAUGUAGUUAUGUCUCCGACUAAGGAGGAGAAGAUGUUCUUGUGGCCCGAGGUUUUUACCGAGCUUAAGGCCCCGGUGACAGUGGAUGUUGCGGCUGCGCAACCACCGGUGCGGAGCGCUGCUUAGGGCACUCGCCCCACUAAUAUGUCUUGCGUUAUGAAGCAUGAUAUGGCGUUCACUUUGAUUGAUAUUUCUUUAUUUACACGGCAUUGCACGGCGAUUGGGGUUUACACGAUACACCGGAUUAUGAUAAUACAAGGCCAUGGCGUUUCGGUUGUUGAACUGAUUAUGAAGAUGAUUAUGAGGUACAUCUAGACUCUAGCAUAGAGUUGUCUCUUCUUCAGAAUACGAUAAAAUUCUAGAGAAAUACAAUUUUUCAAUUUCAAGCCUCUGAUUCAGUGACAUCCUGCAUGUAGGACAUACAGCUACUGUGUUGAGGCCUCUCGGAGAAUUAACAGCCCCCAAUUAUUACGUAGUGCAUGAUAUAGACGAGUUGUGAUUGGAGCAUCGUCACUUUU